GAGAUUGCGAUGGCGGCAAAGUUUAGCAUGGCGGGCGCGUCCAGCCUAUUUGGCGCCGAAGAUCACUUGGAAGCGUCGGACCGCAUGGGACAAGCCAUGGAGCAGCUCAAAGUGCGGGAGCAGCAUGAAACCCAGCAACGCCAGCAGAAGCAGCUCGUGAAGCAACAACAACAUGUUGCCAAGCUGGACGCCCAGGAAACGCAACACAUCCGCGACAGUAUCCGACCGGAACACUACGAAGCAGGGAACCUUCAAAAAUCCCAAGCUAGUCAGGCCGCGGACGGAGACGACGACGACGAGGACGAUUUCGAGGACGAUUUGGAUCAAGAUCCCGACUUUAUGCGGCUGCGGGAAGUACGCCUCAAGCAGCUACAAGAGCAGUACAAGCUCAAGGCGGAAAACUUGGCCAAAGGCCAUGGCGACUACCGCGAGAUCCUCCAAGACGAAUUCCUCAAGGAAGUGACGUCCAGUGCCCGCGUGCUGGUGCAUUUCUACCAUCGCGACUUUGAGCGCUGCAAGGUCAUGGACAUGCAUCUUGGCCGCAUCGCCAAGCGUCACGUGGAAGUAAAGGUGCUCAAGAUCGACGCGGAGAAGGCGCCAUUUUUCGUCGCCAAGUUGGUCGUGCGGGUGCUGCCGACGAUCAUCUUGUUUGAAAACGGCAUCGCCAACGAUACCCGCGUCGUCGGGUUCGAAGGGCUCGCGGACGACCUGCCGCUCGGUCGCGAAGAUGAAUUCCCCACUGUGAACUUGGCCCGACGCCUAGCCAAGAUGGGCGCGUUGAACUCGUCCGACCAAGACGAAGAUGCCGAAGAUCAUGAUGGCAGUUGUCGUCGACAGGACAACAAGCCGAGCAUCCAACAAGGCUUGAACCGAAGUUACGACGCCGAUGAUUAAAGCAUUCGAUCCAUAGCAAACUUGGUUAUGAAUGGUGGCAUAACGUUACAAAACGUUCGUGUAGCGAAUAAACACGUGUUUUGGUCUGGGUAACGUUACCCGAAGGGGAUUUAUCGCGGAAUAGCAACGAGUAUGCCUUCCUCGCAGGACAUUGAUGUCGUCAGCGCACGCAUGCACGAGUCGUGGGGGUUGUUUGCAGUCGGUGUAGGAGAUCGCGCACCUUGUGGAGCUCGGUGACUACCGUGUCCACUGUACCUAACACAUAGAAGGCGUUGAUUGUGCAAGGA
Messenger RNA from Aphanomyces astaci, 1181 nucleotides. RefSeq lists its product as hypothetical. Gene Ontology annotation, cellular component: cytoplasm. The record is from RefSeq and is a predicted model, not a curated record. The transcript has 6 exons. NCBI's taxonomy places the organism in Eukaryota, Oomycota, Saprolegniomycetes, Saprolegniales, Verrucalvaceae. Bases 10 to 894 code for a protein of 294 amino acids.